UUUGAAAAAUAAUUUAUAAACAAAUAAAAUAAAUAAACAAAUGUUUAGAAAAUGUUGUGUUUAUUAGUUUGACUGACAUUUUGUUAAGACAUUAUUUAGACGAUUAAGAAAUGGUUAACAUAGAGGAUGACACCAAUGAAGUAAUAUUAGCGACGGGAGGCUAUGACCACACUAUCCGUUUGUGGUCCGCACACACCGGGGUUUGUCAUCGCAUUGUUCAACACGCAGACAGUCAAGUGAAUGCAUUGGAGAUAACGCCGAACCGUCAUAUGUUGGCUGCGGCCGGCUUUCAACACAUCCGCAUGUAUGAUGUUGUGUCCCAACACCCGAACCCAGUGGUCAACUAUGAAGGCGUUUCCAAGAAUAUCACUUCAUUAGGGUUUCAAAGUGAUGGCAAAUGGAUGUACAGCGGGGGUGAAGACGGAUCGGUCAGAAUAUGGGACUUAAGAGCCCGAAGCUUACAAUGUCAACGACUCUUUCAAACAUCAAAUUCAAUCAAUUGUCUGGCAUUACAUCCCAACCAAACAGAUCUCUAUAUCGGUGACCAAAGUGGAGUCAUUCAUAUUUGGGAUCUUCAAAGUGGUUCAGAUCGUAGCGAACAACUAGAAGUAGAUUACGAUAUAUCCAUACAAAGUAUAGCCAUUGAGUGUGAGGGCAAUCAUUUGGCGGCCGUCGAUAACAAAGGAAAUUGUUAUAUAUUUGCUUUAAAACACAACAAAGGAGUCGACAGUUUACAGAAGAGACUUAAAUUUACGGCACACAAGAAGUUUGUUCUAAAAUGUCGCUACAGUCCCGACUCAACACUGUUGGCCACUUCAAGUGCCGAUCAAACGGCUAAAAUAUGGCGAACGGCUGACUUGUCUGACUUAAACUCAUUGUCACAAACAACUGACAGCGAGAAGAAAUCAACGAAACAACUGAGCGGUACAUCCAUUUGGCCUAAAGUUGACUCUAUAUAUCCAGCCGUCGAACUUAAAGAUGACAACCAAAGAUGGGUUUGGGAUUUAGGCUUUUCUAUUGAUUCGCAAUUUAUUAUAACCGGAUCAUCAGAUAAUAACGCCCGUCUCUGGAAUGUAUUUUCAGGUGAUAUAAAACGGGAAUAUAGUGGCCAUCAAAAGGCUAUAACGGCCAUUGCUUUUUCAGAUACAUUAGUGUCAUAAUUAUAUUCAUUUAUAAUUUUCAUAUAUUGUUAUUCAUAUACAUAAUUAAAUUAUAUA
Messenger RNA from Oppia nitens, 1217 nucleotides. It is a transcript of the gene Lst8, whose product is annotated as target of rapamycin complex subunit lst8-like. Gene Ontology annotation, molecular function: protein binding. Gene Ontology annotation, biological process: regulation of actin cytoskeleton organization; TOR signaling. The record is from RefSeq and is a predicted model, not a curated record. Gene Ontology annotation, cellular component: TORC1 complex; TORC2 complex. The transcript has 3 exons. Lineage: Eukaryota; Metazoa; Arthropoda; Arachnida; Sarcoptiformes; Oppiidae. The coding region runs from base 111 to 1160 and encodes 349 amino acids.